AUGCCCUUGCUGGACCGUGGCCGUCUCCAAUCUACAGCAGCCGAUGCCCAGGAGGAGCCGUCAGAGGCAUCGACCGUGGCCAAGGAGCAGCGGACCCGGCCCAAGCAGAAGGCGAAGGGGAAACGACUGCAGCAGCUGGACAAGGUCCCAGGGAAAGAGAACGAAGCAGGCCCUAGCGAGAUUCUUUUGGACCUCCGGAAGCUGGACGGAGAGCCGCACGCGCUCCAUGAACGGCGCCCCAAACUGGCCUCUAGGCCUCUAGGCCCCCUGGGCGUCAGGACACGCUUUGUACCUACCCAAUCGGCGGCUGCCAACGCUCGGAUUAUGUUGGAAGACAACAAAGUGACUCUCUACGGGACGAGGAUUCCGAACAUCUGGCUCAGGGACAACUGUCAAUGCGGCAGCUGCAUGCACGAGUCGACGAGGCAGAGACUCCAGGACACGUUUGCGAUCCCCAGAGAUCUGUCGAUCAGGUCUGCCUCGCACGCAAAGGACAUGGAACCACGGAACACGCACGUGGAGAUUGAAUGGAGUGACGGCCACAAGAGCACGUACAGCCAACCGUUCCUCGCGAGCGCAGUCGCAGGUUUCGACGAGCGAUGCAACAUCCGUCAGGGCUUCGUGGAGCCAACGCUCUGGACCGCUAAAAUCGGACAGUCAGGCUCGCCCAUCCAAAGCCCCCCGUGGUCAUGUUCGUGUUCACGACUAACUCGACCGCAGCGCAAAUACGGCUUCUGCUACAUCGACCACACGCCGCACGACACGCCGCUCGCGACAGAGCAGCUGCUGCGCCGCAUCGCGUUUAUCCGCGAAACGCACUACGGCGGCUUCUACGACUUCACCGCCGACCUCGCCAGCCAGGACACGGCCUACACCAACAUUGCGCUCGAGGCGCACACGGACAACACGUACUUUAGCGAGCCGGCAGGUCUGCAGGCAUUCCACCUGCUGUCGCACACGGACGGCGACGGCGGCGCGUCGCUGCUGGUGGACGGAUUCCAGGCCGCGGCCGAGCUGCUGCGGACAGACAGAAGCGCGUACCAGGUCCUCGCCGAGACGAGAGUGCACGCGCACGCGUCGGGCAACGAGGGGAUCAGCAUCCAGCCGUACCGCGGGUUCCCCGUGCUGGAGCACGACGCGGCGACGGGGGGCCUGCUGCGUGUGCGGUGGAACUCUGCGGACCGGGCGAGCAUCGAGCUAGCCGUUGACGAGGUGGAGACGUGGUACGACGCGGCGCGGAAGUGGGAUGCGCUGCUGAAGAAGAAGGAGAACGAGUACUGGGAGCAGCUUGUCCCCGGACGAGUGCUGGUGUUUGACAACUGGAGGGUGCUGCACGGAAGGAGUGCGUUUACGGGGAAGCGCAGGAUUUGUGGGGGGUAUAUCAAUCGCGAUGAUUGGAUCAGUCGGUUUAAGAUGGAGAGGUUUGGGCAGGAGAAGGUGCUGGGGGCGCUGGCGGGGAGUUGA
Molecule: messenger RNA, 1464 nt
Organism: Didymella exigua CBS 183.55
Lineage: Eukaryota; Fungi; Ascomycota; Dothideomycetes; Pleosporales; Didymellaceae
Product: Trimethyllysine dioxygenase
Exons: 2
Coding region: 1-1464 (487 amino acids)
Biological process (GO): carnitine biosynthetic process
Cellular component (GO): mitochondrion
Molecular function (GO): iron ion binding; trimethyllysine dioxygenase activity
Source: RefSeq, a predicted model, not a curated record